Ficedula albicollis (Collared flycatcher) is the source of this 510-nucleotide messenger RNA. RefSeq names its product feather beta keratin-like. The record is from RefSeq and is a predicted model, not a curated record. Gene Ontology annotation, cellular component: intermediate filament. NCBI's taxonomy places the organism in Eukaryota, Metazoa, Chordata, Aves, Passeriformes, Muscicapidae. Bases 57 to 368 code for a protein of 103 amino acids. Gene Ontology annotation, molecular function: structural constituent of cytoskeleton. The transcript has a single exon.
CACACCCCUGCCCUGCCUCACCCCCCUCUCUUCCAGGGACCCUCCACACCACACCCAUGGCCUGCUACGACCUCUGCCGACCCUGCGGACCCACCCCGCUGGCCAACAGCUGCAACGAGCCCUGUGCCCUGCAAUGCCAGGACUCCCGCGUCAUCAUCAACCCUUCCCCUGUGCUGGUCACCCUGCCAGGACCCAUCAUGACCUCCUUCCCCCAGAGCACCGUCGUCGGAUCCACCUCCUCGGCUGCCGUGGGCACUGAACUCAAUGCCCAGGGACAGCCCAUCUCUGGGGGAUUUGGCUUUGGCCUUGGCUAUGGCCUGGGAGGCCUGGGCUGUGGCUACGGCAGAAGGGGCUGCUACAACUGCUAAGGGACCUCAGCAACAUUCCUGACAUGGAAUUUCAUACUCUUGGCUAAUGGUUGCCCUGCUUGCACCUCACAUGAUCCCUUCCACUUGUUUCUUUUGUCUUUUCAAUCUUCUGCCUCAAUAAAGUACUGUUGCAUCAAAGACU